AUGGAAGCUGAAUUGGAAGCAGUUAUAUUGGCAGGAGCAGAUGAGGAGGAAAUAGAACAUAUCAUCCUCCAUAAUAUAUUUAUUGAUAGAGGCAUUACUCAUACAGCACAAUUCAACUUGGAAACUUGCCAGAUGAAGUUUAACAGCAUUGUGCAUUCUACUAAGACGGCUGGCAUAUCCAAACAGAUUGUGUGAUAUGGUCCCUAUGUUCCACUUGUCAACUCAGUCUUUGUCACAAAUCAUAAAUAAAUUGAUAAGUGUGAUUAUGGAGGAGCAUGCUGUACUUCUCAACAAUUUGAAUUCAUUGCAGUGGUUUAAUAGGGAGAAGUUGGAGUAUUAUGCACAGGCUAUUCAUAAUAAAGGAGCACCUAUGAAUAAUUGUUGGGGUUUCAUCGAUGGUACAGCAAGGAAAAUUUGUCGACCCUCUGAAAAUCAAGAAGAGUAUUAUUCAGGACACAAAAGGUAUCACUGCAUAAAAUUCCAAUCAAUAAUUUGUCCUGAUGGAAUUAUUGUUAGUUUGAAAGGCGCAUAUCCGGGAAGAAGGCAUGAUGCCAGAAUAUUUAGGGAGUCAGGUAUCUCUGAAGAAUUAGUGCAAAAGACAUGUUUUGACACAAGACGAUUUGUUUUAUUUGGUGAUCAAGGAUAUGGGCUGAGUGA
Molecule: messenger RNA, 657 nt
Organism: Acanthoscelides obtectus
Lineage: Eukaryota; Metazoa; Arthropoda; Insecta; Coleoptera; Chrysomelidae
Source: the annotation of a GenBank genome assembly